Molecule: messenger RNA, 696 nt
Organism: Didymella exigua CBS 183.55
Lineage: Eukaryota; Fungi; Ascomycota; Dothideomycetes; Pleosporales; Didymellaceae
Product: class I glutamine amidotransferase-like protein
Exons: 1
Source: RefSeq, a predicted model, not a curated record
ACGAAUACUACGUUACCCCGCACAUAUGGCAUCGUCCUCUUCCGUAUGUUUGAUUUGCUAGAUGUUCACGGGCCCAUCGGAAUCCUACAAUUUUUGAGCGGACUCUACAAGAUUGAUGUUGCCCUCAUUGCUGAGACCAUGGAUCCAGUCACCUCGAAGCCGUCAUUGGCUGCAAUGAGCCCGUUCAAUUCCUCGGUAUACCCUAUGCUUCCACCCACACAUACUUUCAAAUCGGCUCCAACAUUAGAUGUUUUGAUCCUUGCUGGUGGUCCUGGCUGGUGCGAUCCAACGCUUAAUGCUAUGUUGGAAUACAUUGCAAAGACAGCACCCAAUGUCAGGCAAGUUCUCACCAUUUGUACUGGAUCUGCCUUAGCUGCGAGGGCAGGCAUAAUGAAUGGCAGCAAAGCAACAACGAACAAAUCAUCCUGGCCAAAUACUGUCAAAACCAGACUGAACAUUACCUGGGUACCUCAUGCGCGUUGGGUGGAGGAUGAGUCGAGCUCGCCCCCAGUCUGGAGUUCCUCGGGUGUAACAGCCGGUCUUGAUUUGAUGCUGCAUUUGGUCAGUCAGAGAUACAGCGAAAAAAAUGCAACCUAUAUUGCCAACAUCUUCGAACACCAGAGGAUCAUAGACCCGAGUCUUGAUCCCUUCGCGAGGAACGAGACGGCCCUCGGUCAGGCUGUCGUUCAAUCGUGA